GCACCACGACGGACAAUUAACGUUGGGUUUUAUAUAUAAAAUGAUUAGAUUUGUUUAACUUAACCAGUUUGCGAAAGAUUGUGUAGUGACAAUGAGUCGGAUUUCAGUGAUUGCGGUUGUGGUGGUGUUGCUAGUUGGGGUUUGUUUGGACCACACUGAUGGAGGUCGAGUGAUCCGGUCUCCUCAUCACAAGAACAAGUUCCACGGUGGCGGUGGAGGCUACAAACAACAGUACCAACCCGUAGGCAUAGUGGUCCUGCAGCCAGUCUACGGCGGCGGCGGCGGUCAUAGACCCCACCACGGGGGCGGGUACCAACCCAGCCACGGGUAUCAACCCAGCCACGGGUACCAACCCAGCCACGGUGGCGGGUCACAAGCCUUCUCUCACAGUAGCAGCGGCAGCGGUUAUGGCGGGUCCUUCGCCAGCGCCAGUUCGUACGCCAAUUCUUACGGGAAGUAAAUGAAGAUGGAGUUUUGUUGUUUUGCAUAAUAAAAUGAGUUGAAGCCUUAAUAGGGCAUGGCUACUUUGCAUUUGGUUAAAGUUCAAUAUCACAUCCUUAUUAGGAGUUAAAGCAUUCGCAUAAAUACCUAUAUGUUGUGUGAACCUGUUUUAUGAGUGCCUUGUAUAAUUUACAAAGACUAUAUAAUUAUAAUUAAGCACCUAUAUGUAUUAAAAGUGUUUGCUAUAGUUAUGUAUUUAUGUGAUGCUGAAGUGACGUUUCCUAUAGUUAAAGAAAUGUUUGCCGAUAUUUUUUUAUGAAAGGAAUAUUGUUAAACUAUCUAGAAUAAAAGCUCUUAAAAUUAUUAAACGUUACUAAAUCUUUUGCCUUCAAUUA
Plutella xylostella (diamondback moth) is the source of this 836-nucleotide messenger RNA. RefSeq lists its product as uncharacterized. Lineage: Eukaryota; Metazoa; Arthropoda; Insecta; Lepidoptera; Plutellidae. The record is from RefSeq and is a predicted model, not a curated record.